GUUGCCCGCUGAAACGGCCCAAAGAUUGUACGCCAUACGCCAUUAUUGCAUAGUGACGCUACGGCGUAUUAUUCCAUACGUUUCUUUGGAUUUUUGCUACUUUUCAACACAUUUAUACAUAUCUGAAAUUCUACAAUGAGUGACAUUGAGCGAAGUGGUAGCCGUAGUGCAAGUCCUAGACGACCAAGAACAGCGGAUGGAGGUUUAAGAGACUCGCGUUCACAUUCAAGAUCUCGCAAAUCUCGUGAACGUAAAGAAUCCCAUAGGCCAGUAAAAGAAUAUUCAAGAUCAAGAAGUCGCUCUGUGUCAAGGGGAAGAAAGUCAUAUCGCAGCAGCAAAUAUGCUAGUGCAGGUCAUCGUGGUAGUAGUCGCAGUCGCAGUCGUUCUCCUUAUAGGGGUGGGCGAUACUCUCGUAGCAGAUCACGUUCCUACUCUCGCUCCCGUUAUUCUCGGGAACGUGACAGGAACAUUUACCGUUCACACUCUCGUAGUCCAAUGUCAUCUAGACGAAGACACGUUGGUAACAGGGACAAUCCAUGUCCUUCUCGAUGCUUAGGUGUAUUUGGACUUUCUAUUUUCACGACUGAGCAGCAAAUACAUCACAUAUUUUCAAAGUAUGGACCUGUUGAACGAGUACAAGUUGUAAUUGAUGCUAAGACUGGACGUUCUAGAGGAUUCUGCUUUGUAUAUUUUGAAUCAUCUGAAGAUGCAAAAGUAGCCAAAGAACAAUGCACGGGAAUGGAAAUUGAUGGCCGAAGAAUAAGAGUAGAUUUUUCAAUCACGCAACGAGCUCACACACCCACGCCUGGAAUUUAUAUGGGAAAACCUACACACCUACAUGAUAGAGGAUGGGAUGGGCCUAGGCGUAGAGACAGCAGUUACAGGGGAAGCUAUCGACGUUCACCAAGUCCGUACUACAGUCGCCGACGUUCACGCUACGACAGAUCCAGAUCGCGCUCGUAUUCACCACGUCGGUAUUAAGUGACACGAGUGUGAUGCGAGAGGCCAGGUGUUUGGGAGACCAUUUGUGUGACUUGACCCUUUGACCUCAAAUUUCUUCUAACAAUACUGUACCGGGUCAAAAAUGCAAAAACUACAUUCUCACUACUGUUCUUACCUUACCUAAUUCUGCAUCAUAUGCAAUUAAUAUAUGGCAUUUAAAUUACGAUAUUGUACAAUAUCAAUUAAUGAGAUAACAUAAUAAUAUGCAAAGGAGUGUAGCAUAUUCUUUACAUGAAAACAGUAAGGUUAGAAUGGAUUCGGAAACCUUAUUUUCAUAAUAUUUCUACCAUUUCCUAAUAGUUUUAUGAAGAUAAGGUUUACGUUAUUGUAACCAUAAUGACUAUAAAUGUGAAGGUUGGAAUAUAAUUGAGUUUCUAUUUUCCUUUGACAAUUUUAUUAUAAAGUUGUAUUCCAGCCAUUUGAACAUAAAAUAUCGCUUUAAAAAUUACGUGAAUUUGGAAAAUGUGGUAUUCCUUAAUGUUGUUUAUAUGCAAAAAGAAACAGAGAUAUAUAAAAGUAAAGGAAAACGAAACACAUUACACACAGAAAAGAACGAAAAAAAAACAAAAAUAAAAUUAGGAAGUAGAAGUAAGUUCUCUAACCUGUUUGUUUGUUUAUAAGGUUUUGAAUCAAGAGGUAUUGGAUGAUAGAGGGAAGUUUGAAGUUUCACUCUGAAAAAAUGAAAGUUUUGAAAAGUCGAAGACAAGAUAUCUGAAGAUGUUUGUCUUGCUCGAAUUUCGAAGAUCCAAAGGUUUUUCGCGCUUGUGACAAAGAAUAUGAUCCGAAUCGCAUUCAUUUCCGGCUGAGAAGUCUCAAGCCUAGAAGAACUGCAAGCACUCUGUAAAAAGCAAGCCUCAAGACAGUAAGAAAUCGUUGAUCGUCAGGCCCCCGACCUGGGACAAGCCAGUGGUUGGGGGUGAAACUGGCCGAACGUUUCAGAAAAUGUUCAAGAAGCAUCGAAAUCUUUUAUAAGUAGGGAAGAGCGUAAGGUGCUCCAAGGUUUAUACCGAUCAUAUUCUUUAUCAGUUGGUUUAGUUACAUGGUAUAUUCGUAAUUAGGUGUUAUAAAAUAAAUAAACGUAUAUACCUUUACCCUUAUUCCCUCCACCAUCCCAAAACCUCCUGCAUCCUUUAAAGAGUGAUGUCCUAUUGUUUUCAUUUUGUAUAGGAUUAAGCAGCGAUAAUUCAUAUUGAAACAGCUAAUAAACCGUGUUUUUAAUAGAAA
Molecule: messenger RNA, 2226 nt
Organism: Megalopta genalis
Lineage: Eukaryota; Metazoa; Arthropoda; Insecta; Hymenoptera; Halictidae
Gene: tra2
Product: transformer 2
Molecular function (GO): RNA binding
Source: RefSeq, a predicted model, not a curated record